AAGUAUUUUGUUUUGUGGGGGUGCUGUUGAGUUGACCUCUAAUUUAUUAUGGUGCAUCCCCUGAACUUGUGUUUUGUUGCAAAAGAUUGAAUAACUUCAGAUGGUUCAACAAACUAUUGAUUCCAAGUUUAGUGGAUAUGGGAUUCCAAAUACUGAAACUGGCUUGGCCAAUCAAGAUAAGCAACUGCCACUGCCAGUGACUGCAAAGAAAAUGGCACUGAGAGAUUUGCAGAAUGAGAAUAGAAUUGCAGUGCCCAAAUCUUUGGGAAGCUCUUUAUUUCCAAAGGAGAGUGGACCCACAAUCAAGGCUGUUAAGGCUUCUGGUACCAAAAGGCCUGCACCUGAGUGUCUGGUGAGUGCACCUCAGCACCAGUCUCCAACCAGUAAUGCUGCAAAUGGGCAUCUUGUGUAUGUUCGUAGAAGACCUGAAGUAGAACUAGCUAAAAGCAGCAUCUUUGAUAACACAAACAGUAAUGCCUAUUGCCCACAAGCAAGAAAACUAGGUGACCAGGAUGAAACACCGCAACCAAAAUCCCAGAUGAAGGAGCCUAAGAUUUGUGUUCCAGAAGUUGCACCUAUUCCAAGGACUUCUUUGAUGUGCUACUCAUCUGGAAAACCAUCAGUUCCUCCCUCUAUUGGGAAGUCCAGUAACAUUGUACAACCAACAGAUGCUAAUUAUCUUCCUAUUUCUUCUUCUACCCCUCCAUUGGAUUAUCCAAAGAAAAUGAAUAACCAGCACUGGGAAGAGCGAUAUUGCCAAUUGCAGGACUUGUUGAAAAUAUUGGAUCAAUCAAAUCAAGAAGAUUAUGUUCAGAUGCUUCGAUCCCUCUCUUCAGUUGAACUUAGCAGGCAUGCUGUCGAACUAGAAAAGAGAUCAAUUCAGCUUUCUUUGGAGGAAGGUCGUACAUCUGUUUUCUUUUAUUUUUUGUGGAGAAUGGGUAUUGGAAGCUGCCACCAUCAGGUUCAGAUUCUUCGAGUUUUCUCUUACAUAGAAAGGAUUUAUUAGCAUCUAACAUGGGUACAAGGUGCCAAAAAUGGUAACUUUUUGAAAUGGAAAUUGAGACUAUUCUGAACACAGACAUAGGUGGUGGGGUCUGAGACAGACACCAGCAGCAGCCUAACAUCAUAAAAUAGGUAAGACUUUGCUUCCAUAGGUAGUCCUUCUUUUAGGUAUAUUGUGGACCUUGCUGUUGUAUGAAUAAUAAAUUAUAGUAUGAUGAUAUGCCAUCUGCUCUGGAGUUUUAGGGUUUAAAAUUUGGUAUCUCGGUUGGAUAUCAUGGAUUAGAUGCUAAAUAUGCUCCCCAUGUUGGAUUCUUAUUGACAGACUAUUUGUAGCAAAAACUGCUUUUAAAAUCAUCUAUAUUAUUAUAAAGGGCCCGUUUAAGAAUUGGCUAUUUUAGUUGGUUUUUUGGCUUUUUACGAAAGGAUGCACAGAAAAGUAGGGAGAGUGAUGUGACAACUUGUAGUGGCUUUUUGGCUAUUUUCUAUACUUCCCAAACAAGGCCAAAGAUAGAACACUAGUUUGGUGUUUCCUUCUUUUGAAUCCCAAUAAAUUUUUUGCUUUUCUGGGAAAAUGUAAUUGUUUAAAGUAAGCUAUUCUAGGAAUUUUCUUAUCAUUUAAGAAUGUGAUUUAAAACUCCUAUUCUUUUGCAAAUAUCGAGAAGUGGGAAAUUGAUUGACUGAUUGGUGGGGGUGAAGGAUGAGAGAAAUAAAUUAGAUUCCGUGAAAAUCUCUCCCACUUCAUUUUUUUGGUUAAACUGCUUAUGACUGGCCACAUUUAUACUUUCCAUCUCUUUUCGAUGCUGCAUAGGCGUAGUGUGUGCAUUCCCUCUAUUGUUUAACAUUCUUCCAUAAAAAUUGUGUAUAUUUACUAGAACUGUUGUGUACUUUAUAAGGUAAAGAGGUGGCUAGUUUGUUUUUAGCCAAGGAGGUGGUUAUAUACAGGGCAAUUUACGCCAUUACUUCAGAAUUACAGUAAACGUUAAAGGGUUCAAUAAACAAUUCAGAUAGUGAUAGUUUUGCACGCACAGUAUGAUGGAAUUGUCUAUUUUUACCAUAACCGCCUCCUCUCUGCUACAAUUACCUACUUUUUCUGUUAGAAAGCUAAGGUAGAAAUAACAUAGCUACUUUAUACUGUCUACAAAAGGUUAUUGUCACCUGGUGUGUUGUAUUGCAUCGUUUGGGAUGGGGUUUUGUUUGAUUGUUCCAUUUUGUGCAACCAUUUCGUCUGUUAAUGCAGGAAUUUUUGCGCUUCUGUUAUGGUAAUGACUAUUUUGUAAUAGCUAGUUUUAAAUGUAUUGUCAUACUGCUAAUUGCAAGGUCUCUAAUAUUGUCUUUUUGUCUCAAAGCAGCUGACCAUACUUCGGUUGCCAUAGGCAACUGUAAAACUUAAGUUUUUUUCUUUUGAUUUUAUACUCUUCCCCUCCUCUUUUUACUUUUCCAUUAAUUCUGACCGAUAAAAAUAGGAUAAUGAUUAUUCCAAAAUUUAUUUUUGUUGUAUCUUUAAUGGUGACAUUUCAAGUCAUCGUUAAUUAUGAUUAGCAUACUGGAUUAUAUCAAUUAUGCUUAAGAUAAGAUCCCUUUCCUUAAUUGGUUUUAUUUGUUUUCUGAUUUCUACAAGUAUCAUAUUUUUUGCUGCAACAUGAUUUUUUUUUUGGAUGGAUGUAUAUUUUUGAUAUUGGAGAUUGUUU
Molecule: messenger RNA, 2690 nt
Organism: Camellia sinensis
Lineage: Eukaryota; Viridiplantae; Streptophyta; Magnoliopsida; Ericales; Theaceae
Source: RefSeq, a predicted model, not a curated record